UAGCUAUCCAGUCCCUUCCCUAGCUUGCUAGGCAAUUGCCCCAAAUCCCACCCCCAACCCCAUGAGAAAUUGCCGCAACCCCAAAUCCAAUCCCCUUCAUACCCACCCACCCACCUUACCAGCCCGCCCCCUUUCUGACCGCCACCCUAACUCUAGCUCGAGAUUUUGGGUGGAAGAAGAAAGGAGAAGAGGAAGAUACACUACGGCGACGUUGUCGGGUUCGCCUUACUCGCCGGCGCCGGAAGAGAUGCAAGGAGAUGAUGGCCACCGUCCAUUGCUGAGUGCGCUGGAAGCUCGAAGGGAUGCAAUCGAUCGGGUGUUCGGUGUGAGAUUAAGGACAGCUACUGAUAAUAUGUUGUUUGGCUCGUCUAUGGCCUCUUUAGCGCAAUCUGUUUCUCAUGGCAUCGUCAAUGUCAGCCAAAUUGUCACUAUUAAAUUCAAAGCGGUUGAGGACUAUCUCACUUGGCGCACACAAUUUGAAUAUGUUCUGGUGUCUCAGGGUCCCUUUGGCAUGGUUGAUGGCUCAAUUCAGAGUGACCAGGGAAACUGCGGCGGGAGGCUGUUGAAGAGAGUAUACAAAGGCGGUGGCAUCCAGAGUGAAGAGGACUGACUGGAAUCCAUCGCUGCGUAGGCCGGCUGCGGCGUUUGAGGAGGAACGGCGCCGGAAAUUGCUGUUGACGGCAGCGCUGCAGAAGGAAUAGCGAACAAAGCAGCUGAAAAGAAGGGUUCAGACAUAGAAGGCGGCACCGUGGUGGUUGACGCAGUGGAGACAGAGGACUCAGCGAAGGCGGAGUUGGACUCCAUAAUAGGCUGCAGCGGAAGGGAAAGAAACGAGACAGCCAAAAAAAAAUUGCUUUGUCCUAGGCUCUUGAUACCAUGUGAGAUUUUG
Cuscuta europaea is the source of this 889-nucleotide messenger RNA. The record is from the annotation of a GenBank genome assembly. Lineage: Eukaryota; Viridiplantae; Streptophyta; Magnoliopsida; Solanales; Convolvulaceae.